Molecule: messenger RNA, 1425 nt
Organism: Ziziphus jujuba (common jujube)
Lineage: Eukaryota; Viridiplantae; Streptophyta; Magnoliopsida; Rosales; Rhamnaceae
Product: putative anthocyanidin reductase
Exons: 5
Coding region: 187-1266 (359 amino acids)
Molecular function (GO): oxidoreductase activity, acting on the CH-OH group of donors, NAD or NADP as acceptor
Source: RefSeq, a predicted model, not a curated record
UUGUCCUCUUGCUUUUGAAUUUCGUACAUAAAAUAAUUAAAUAAUAAUGUAGAUCAUAAUAUUGUAUAUAACCUGGGUCGAUUAUUCAAACAAGAAAGCAUAUCGAGCAGGGUGCAGGAAAGAGUUUUGGUUUGGCAGUAGCUAGCAAAAGAAGAAGGAACAGAGGGAAUAGUGAUAAUCAAAGAAAUGGAAGAGUUGGAGAGCAGCAAAGGAGGUCCAAAAACAUACUGUGUAACAGGUGCGAGUGGUUAUAUAGGAUCGUGUCUGGUCAAUACUCUCCUCCAAACUGGCCACAUGGUUCAUGCCACGACUCAAUUGAUCUCUAAUAUCACAGCCAAGUGUUUGCACCUGUUUUCAAUUUGGACGGGAACUGACCGAUUGAGAUUGUUCCAAGCUGAUUUGAGAGAGGAAGGGAGCUUCAAUGAGGCUGUAAAGGGCUGUGAUGGUGUUUUUCACCUUGCAGCUUCAAUGGAAUUCAAUGUUGCAGUGGAAGAUAACGUUGAAAGUUAUGUCCAAACGAAUAUCAUCAACCCUGCUAUCGAAGGAACACUGAACCUUCUCAAAUCGUGCUCGAAAUCGAGAUCAGUGAAAAGGGUUGUUUUCACUUCCUCAAUCAGUACUCUCACUGCCAUAGACAGCAAUGGGAAAUGGAAACCAGUUGUUGAUGAAACUUGUCAAACACCUCUUGGGCAUGUUUGGGAUGCAAAAGCAAGUGGAUGGGUUUAUGUACUCUCAAAGCUUCUCACAGAGGAAGCAGCUUUUAGAUUUGUAGUUGAAAAUGGUAUUGAUCUUGUAUCAGUUAUAACAACCACUGUUGCUGGCCCAUUUAUCACUUCUCAUGUUCCAUCAAGCAUUCAAGUCCUAUUGUCACCUAUAACAGGUGAUCCUGAACUCUUAAGGAUAUUAUCCGCUGUAAAUGCAAGAAUGGGGUCGAUUGCUUUGGUUCACAUUGAAGACAUAUGCAAUGCCCACCUAUUAUUAAUGGAGCAUGCUAAAGCGAAAGGUCGGUACAUAUGCUGUGCUCAAAGCUGCUCAUUAUCCAAGUUGAUUGAUCAUCUAGCGCAGGUGUAUCCAUGCUCAAAUUUGCAAGGAUGCAGAUUUUCAGAGGAUGAUCAUGAUAAAGUCCCAUCUGAGAUUUCUUCCAAGAAGCUAACAGAUUUGGGAUUUCGUUAUAAGCAUGGGAUACAAGAUAUUAUCCAUCAGGCCAUUACUUACAGCCUAAGCUAUGGUUUUCUACCUCCUAUUGGAAACCAAAUUAAUCGAUAGAAUGGACAAAGUGUAAUUUGUUAGCAUAUGUAAUCUAUAGAGAAAAAUCCAUAUACUAAAUCAUCCAUAGUAAUAGGUUUAUGUAGAUCUGGCACCUUGGUUUGAAUAAGUUAGCCAGUGCAAUUUGAUUCUGGUAUGAAAUCUACAGAUUCAUCUUCA